Molecule: messenger RNA, 1510 nt
Organism: Solanum pennellii
Lineage: Eukaryota; Viridiplantae; Streptophyta; Magnoliopsida; Solanales; Solanaceae
Exons: 2
Coding region: 69-1253 (394 amino acids)
Source: RefSeq, a predicted model, not a curated record
UCAAUUAUCACAACCCCAUUCUCAAUCUCCUAACCAUCACAUUAUUCAUAGCCUUUCAUUUUUCAAAGAUGUUCAGACACCUUCCUCCCAACCGCCAGAUAAUUCACUUAUCUCCGAUAACUCAAUCCUCAGUCCCACCUCGAAACGACAUGAACAACUACCCUCAUCCUCCUCAAUCUCCUAACCCACCAUUGGUUUUUGCGACUCAACCAAUCCACCCCUCACAUCAACCCCAAUCUUGGGUAGAGAUGAGCCUACAGGGACAAGCAAUCAUCUUUUCCAUGGAUAUCAACGGGAUGGAAACUCUGGUAAUCCUCCAAAACCAGAAUUUCCUGGCGCAACUCAUAUCGGAGGGUAUGAAAGUAGCUAUGGAUUUUUUUGUGAAUCAACUAUGGGCAGCAAAUGUACUCGACCCUCUAGCACCAGCAGUAACUCCUGCCUUCAUCCAAACAAUGCAGACUUUGUGGAACCUCCCUCACCAUCUCAGUCCAUAUCCAAACUUGAGCAACCUAGGUCAAACCCCUUUCUUCACUCCGCAAGAGCUCAUUCACAACAACCCACUGAUCUUUCCUUGGAUGCCAGUCCAGACUCCACAACCAACUUUCCCCAUACCAGUCCCAGGGAGCCAAUCCACUCAAAUUCCUCUAGAUCCAGAAGUGGCAAGAGCCCCUUCACUUGGAAGGAUAAGUUCGUUCACCGAAAUAUCAAACUUCAAAAGUGCAGCCCUUAUGAUUUUUCCAAAAGAAGAGGACAAAAAGUACAUUCACAACUGUCCGCCCAAUCUAACGAAGUUCUCCUUCGAUCUCAGGCCAGCAAUAAACAGUGCACUAGCCAAGUAUGCAGUAGUAUUGAGCCCGACCUUGAGAAUCUUUCCAAACCACAUGUCGGGAAAUGUUGAUGUUCCACCAUUUUUCUGCUCUCCCAUGACUCAACCGACUAGCAUUAUUGUUUGGAACACCCGUGGAGUUAAUAAUGAUAAUUUUAAGAGAAACUUCAAAGAGCUCAUUCGAAGCCAUAACCCUUGCAUGGUGGCUCUUUUAGAGACCAAAUUGUGUAACCAUCACAGUAUGGUCAGUGAAUAUGGUUUUGAUGACUACUGGGAAAACCCAGCACAGGGCAGAUCUGGUGGAAUUGUGCUUCUCUGGCAUUCCAACAUUAUCACUGUCACUAGGAAACGUCAAACCCCUCACGAACUCCAUGCCAUGAUACAGAUUAAUGUUGAGGAGGUUGGGGAAUCCAGUGGUCCGCCAUAACUUCAGGCAGGGAAACAAAGUAGCAGACUUUUUGUGCAAGAUAGGUUCUCAGCUAACAACGACCCCUCAAUCACAUAUUCUACAUACUCCACCUGAAGCUGCAAUAGAGUUUUUCUCAAAGCAGAUCAAGAAGGAGUUCUAGCUACUAAGCAAAUAUUUAGGUCAUUAUGUAAUAAGUUAGCUAGUUUUGGGAACUUAUCUGUAAUCACUAGCUAUAAUAGUGAUCGUGUAUUGUUCUAACUAUAUAUAUAAUAUAU